Molecule: messenger RNA, 2078 nt
Organism: Syngnathus acus (greater pipefish)
Lineage: Eukaryota; Metazoa; Chordata; Actinopteri; Syngnathiformes; Syngnathidae
Gene: nucb1
Product: nucleobindin 1
Exons: 12
Coding region: 28-1491 (487 amino acids)
Cellular component (GO): extracellular exosome; endoplasmic reticulum-Golgi intermediate compartment
Molecular function (GO): calcium ion binding
Source: RefSeq, a predicted model, not a curated record
AUUGAUAUACCACGCGAUCUCGGUCGCAUGUUUAUGACGUUUCGCAUCUGCCACCAACCGGACGCUGGUUUUUGCUUCCUGGAGCUCGGCCAACAGGCUAUACAUGCACCUGCGAUAAGAAAAAAAAGCAGGAGGAUGAAGUUGGAAGGUGCCUGGACGCUGCUGCUUCUUGCCGUCUCUGCGUGGUCAGUACCAAUUGACCGCAAAGAGGUCCACCAGGAAGUCAAAGAUGAAGAGCAAGUGGAGAGCAUGGACACGGGUCUGUACUAUGACCGAUACCUCCGAGAGGUGAUUGAGGUCUUGGAGACGGACCCUCACUUCCGGGAGAAGCUGCAAACAGCCAACACGGAGGACAUCAAGAACGGCCGCUUGAGCAAAGAGUUGGACUUGGUCAGCCACAACGUCAGGACGCGUCUGGACGAGCUGAAGCGCCAGGAGGUGUCGCGGCUCAGAAUGCUGCUCAAGGCCAAGCUAGACAGUACCAACACGCAGAGUCUGCAGAUGGACCACACCUCCCUGCUCAAGCAGUUUGAACAUCUGGACCCGCACAACCAGAAUGCCUUUGAGGCCAAAGACCUGGAGCUGCUCAUCUCCACGGCCACCAAAGACCUGGAGAACUACGACGCAGAGCGGCACGAGGAGUUCAAGCGCUAUGAGAUGCUGAAGGAGCACGAGAGGCGCGAGUACCUGAAGGGUCUGGACCAGGAGAAGCGGGAGAAGGAGGAGCAGCGCUUGCAGGAGCUGAAGGACAAACAUCGACAGCACCCCAAAGUCAACGCUCCUGGCAGCGUAGCUCAGCUGAGGGAAGUUUGGGAGGAGACUGACAGACUGGACCCCAAAGAGUUCAACCCCAAGACCUUCUUCAAGCUGCACGACACAAACGAGGACGGCGUACUAGACGAGCAGGAGCUGGAGGCGCUUUUCACUAAAGAGCUGGAGAAAGUGUACGACCCCAAGAACGAGGAGGACGACAUGAUGGAGAUGGAGGAGGAGCGGCUGAGGAUGAGGGAGCACGUCAUGAAGAACGUGGACACCAACAAAGAUCGACUGGUCAGCCUGGCCGAGUUCCUCAAGUCAACUGAGAAGAAAGACUUCAACUCCCCCAAAGAAUGGGAGACUCUGGAUGCCAAGCCGGCGUACACGGAGGAGGAACUGCAGCGCUUUGAGGCAGAGCUCCGUGACAAGGAGGAGGAGCUAAAGAGGAGGGCAGACAUGCUACAGCAGGAGCAAGAGCUGCUGAAGGAGCGAGGAAAAGCCCUGGAGGCCCAGAGGAGGGAGUACCAGCAGGCCGUACUGGAGAUGUCACAAAGGCACAAGGAGCAGCCGGGGGUUGACGGACAGCCGCCGGCCAGCCCUCGGGGAGAACUUCAGUUCCAGCCUCCGCAACAUGAAGAUCAAGGAAAAGUUGCUGUCGUGGAAAACCUUGAAGAUGCCCUAGUGCGCAAUAAUCUGCCCGCCGAACCGCCGCAGAACCUGCCCGCACACACUUGAACAACACGCACACACACGCACACGCACACGCACACACACACACACACACACUCUUUGACUUGCACUGACAUACAUCAGGGGUUGCACAGACAAGUCGAAGUGACUUCUCCACAAUGACGUUUCGAGCGUGUCGUCGACUAAUCACGCGUGUUUGGCUUGAGGAGGCGUGGAUUCGCUCACUGCAACAGGUGAGUGCAUUGUGUCUGAUGUCACUUAUGCAGAGUGCCCCAAAAGUUACUGUACACUUUUAUUUCGAUUGAGGCAUUACUUUUUGUAAACUUAUCCCCUCACUAAUUAACCUGAGACGGAUCCUCUUUUCAGAAACUUGACAUGGUGAAAAUAGAUUAUUACAAAGUGUUCCCAUCUCCUGGCUUUAAAAAAUAAAUAAUACUGUACAGAACCUAUCAACAGCAUCUGCGACUUUCGACUCGACUUUUAUCAUGUUAGUGUCGACAGUCGUGCAACCCCUGCAACAUGAAGAAUUGAACUGAAACUAUCGUUAAGUGUUCUUUUGCUGUGGUGAGAUUCAAAACAGUUUUAUUCUUGGUUCCUGUGAUAUCAAAUAAACUCGUAAUUUAUGGCCAGAA